AUGGCCGUGAAGCGGCUCUGCAUCCUGCUUGUAAGCUCGGCCUUGGUGGCUCGUGCAACCUGCCCCGCGCUUUGCACGGCAACCUCCAACAACGCUGCCUGGCCUUGCCGCUAUCAUAGCAACGGAUGUCAGGUGACAGUGGCGGCUAACCCUGCACGGGCUGGUGCCGCAGACGUUAAUGUUGCGGUGAUUAGCCCAUACAGUGGCGGCCUAGGGGAGCUGAUGACCAUGGUUGAGCCUGCGAUUGCAGCGGCAGCGCAGGAUGUGGAGAACAGCAACUUUCUACCCGGAUUUCGGAUGAACCUUUUUCUGGGUGACUCCAAGUGCUCAGUGCCAGGUGCCACGCAGUCGACAAUAGAGGCCCUGGCAAGAAGCCCCACGAAGCACGCCCUUCUGGCUGACUCCUGCAGCGCAGCAUGCGAGGCCAUGAAUGACGCCACUCAGUUCUUCAAUGUCCUGCAGGUCUCUCCCGGAUGUAUCUCGGAAAGCCUGAGUGACUCUGCGCGGUAUCCGUACUUCACUCGCAUGGCUCCGUCAUACCGCUUCAAUGUCCAGACGCUCUACGAGUUCACCAAGCUCAUGGGCUUUCAGCGAGUCGGGAUUGUUGUCGGAUAUCGGAGCAUUAACACACUCGGUGUAGAUUACCUUACCGGACUCAUGCGAGUCGACGUGGCGGAAGGCCGUUACAACUGGACAGUGUUGUUCACGGUGCAGAUCACGGCCGCAGGCAACAUUGCCGAUGCCCAGAGUGCCGCUGAGGAGAUAGAGCGGAAGGACUCCCGAAUAAACAUCGUGGCGUUGUACCAGACCGAGGGGGCGAUGUUUUUGUGCCAGACCUACGGGCGAAAGCUUCUUUCACCAUCCUAUAGCUUCAUGGUUGUUUCCGGAUGGUGGAACCCUGGCUUCAUCUUAGAGAGGUCAGGCGCAAGCGACUGCCCCUGCACGGUCACAGAGCUGCACCGUGCUGCAUAUGGGGUCAUUGCAGCUGAUCGCGGGCCCAUGUUGAACACACAAGAUGUACAUGGCCUGUCCGGUCGCAGCUUUGCGGACAUUUACGGCAAUUACACAGAGGAGUGCUUGAGCUUUGGGAAUGGGACAGGGGUUUGCAAUCAUCAGUGGGCCGGAUAUUUCUACGACGGCGUCUGGCUGAUUGCCAGCAUCCUUCACGCCUACUUGGCGGAUGGGAACAGGUCGGUCGCCGACCUGGCUACGCCUGCUGCCCGGCAGGCUCUGGAGGCCCUUUCGCUUCAGGUGGAUUUCGCGGGCACCACUGGACGCGUGCGGCAGUUCAGCAGCCCAGAUUUAGAGGGAGAUCGAGAUGGGGUCAUCCUGCUUCGCCAAGCAGGGGGGCCUCCUGAAAACACCUUCAACCACUUGGCUUACCGGACAGAGACGGGCAUCCUCUUCCAAACGGAUGUGGUAUGGAGUCCCGACUCAGCCCACCGCAUCAGCUGUAGCAGUGGCACUUGUGACCUCGUCAAUGGCUUUCGGCCGGCAGAUCGCAGCAGCAGCUGUCCAGAUGGCAGGGUUUGGAUCAAUGAGCAGGGCUGCUCAGAGUGUCCACAGGGGGAGUUUGCUUCCAGCCAGAUGGUCCAGUGCGAGCCUUGCAGCAUUGGCUCGUUUGCCAAUGCUACAGGAUCUGCAAGCUGCCAGCUGUGCUCGGCUGGACGCUACUCGUCGGUCGCCAGGGCCUCCUCCUGCGCGGAUUGUCCAACAGGUCAAUUCAGUGCGUCCCCUGGCGGGUCGAUUUGCACGAAGUGCCCUCGUGGAUCCUAUGCGGAGUUGCCAGGUCAGCCGACGUGCACACCUUGCCCGCCAGGGCUGAGUACGAACUUUGAGGGUGCCGUCGAGCUCAGCAUGUGCCAGUGCGAUGGCUUUUACUGGGAAGAGCAAUGCGUGAAAUGUCAGUUUGGGCAGCGCUUCGAAGCUGGGGUCUGCGUAAGCUGCAAUCGCAGCGUGAUCUGCGAGGAAGGUGUGAUUGUUGGCAAUGCUCCCUCAGCUGAAGAAUGGAGCAAGACAAUCAACGCAGCGGGACUCCAGCGAACACUGUCCCAAAGGAUGACCAUUGAGUGUUUGCUCGUCGUCUUGGGCAUCAAUCCGGAGGAGAACAGGCAGAAGAUGCUGACUACCAUCUACAACUACGGAGUCACAGUGCAGGAUCUGACGGCUGGAAACAGCAGCAGGCAGAUAAUCGCAGCUCCGACAACGGACGUGCUGAGCUACCUGCAGGAACGUGUCAUGCCAACCUUCACAUCCCUGUCUUCUCUACUCGUGGCAAACACGGCCUCACCCGGUGCAGUUGUGCUCUAUGCAAUACAGCAGCAAACUGCCGCAUUGCUCGAAGUCUCCAUGGCGGUUGUCGACUUUUUUGUGGAGGCUGGUUCCUGA
Molecule: messenger RNA, 2388 nt
Organism: Symbiodinium sp. CCMP2456
Lineage: Eukaryota; Dinophyceae; Suessiales; Symbiodiniaceae
Source: the annotation of a GenBank genome assembly